AUGUCGUCUCUUGCCACCACAACGACGGCAGCGGCGCCAUUUUACCCCUUGUCGGACGUCAACCACUCAGGACUCGUUGUGUUGGCAGCCGUUAUCUUCCUCAUUUACGCCGUUCUCGGUGUCGGCGCAAAGCUAAUCAUCCGCUUCAACAUCACCUCGAUCAAGUCCCACGACGUUAUCCUGUUGGUGGGAGCACUGCUGUAUUUUGUCCAAACGGUCUGCAUCAUUGUCGCCUGCAACAGAGGUAUCGGUCUGCACCAGGAUACCGUUUCUGCCCAUGACUACAAUCAAGUCGGAAAGCUUAUUUACUGCUCUCGCAUCCUGGCCAUCAUCAUUGAGGCCUGCACAAAAAUCUCGCUCUGCCUUCUGGUCCGCCAAAUUAACCAUACGGGCCUCUUGAAGACGGCUAACCAUAUUCUGGGCGCCUUCAUCGCUGUCUGGGCCGUCAGCGGCUCCAUCGCCACCAUCUUUCAAUGCCACCUGCCCAGGCCCUGGCUGGCCCUGAGCAAAGAGCAGUGCCCGAGUCGCGGUCCAAUCUACAUGUACAACGGCAUCAUCAACAUUCUGACUGAUAUUGCGCUCUGCAUCCUGCCCAUCGGAAUGAUGUGGGGGGUGCACACGACGCCGAAGCGCAAGAUCGUCGUUGUCGCCCUAUUUGGCACCCGUAUCAUUGUCCCCGCCGUGACGAUCCCCAGUCUCUCCACUGCUGCAUAUCUGUACGACAAUUAUGCCGACUCUACUUGGCACAUCGUCCCCAGCCUCAUCUGGCUUCAAAUCUCGCUCGGCCUCUCCAUCCUGACAGCCUGCAUCCCCAGCCUGAAGGGCAUCGCCGACAGUCUGCUGGGUGCAACUGCUGUGUCAGCUGUGCAGGCGCCUUACAAUCUGCGCACCAACAACAAGACCACCGGCAUCGAGCUGACAUCACUUCGCGAGCCCGGUAGCACCAAGCACAGCUCAACCUGGGCUGCUGCCCGCGACGUGUCAAGCACACAGAGAGGCAGGUCCGGCCCCGCAAGUGGAGCAGAGAGCGUCCGCGGACUGACAGACGGCGUCGUUCACGUGUAUGACGAGAUCGAUGUGCAGUUCGAAGACAACAAGCGCACAUCGGCCUCGCACGACGGUUCGAUUGAAUCGGCCGUCUCAGAGUACCAUCAACAUGUCUAG
Messenger RNA from Grosmannia clavigera kw1407, 1164 nucleotides. RefSeq lists its product as uncharacterized. Lineage: Eukaryota; Fungi; Ascomycota; Sordariomycetes; Ophiostomatales; Ophiostomataceae. The transcript has 3 exons. The coding region runs from base 1 to 1164 and encodes 387 amino acids. The record is from RefSeq and is a predicted model, not a curated record.